AUGGCGGCGCUGGCGCCUGGGGACUCCGGGGGCUCUGGGGAAGCCGCCUCGGCCGCCCUAGACGAGCUAUCCCGGAACUUCACGUACUGGGCGCCUGGCAUCGGCAACGGCUCCCUGUCAGGCGAGUGGUACCGCAGGAACCAGAUUCACCUUUUUGGAGUUGUGUUGGCCAUUUUAGGAAACUUGGUAAUCAGCAUUUCUCUAAAUAUUCAGAAAUAUUCUCAUCUUCAGUUGGCACACCAAGAGCACCCUAGGCCAUUCUUCAGGAGCGUGUUGUGGUGGGGUGGAGUCGUACUCAUGGUCGUGGGAGAGACUGGGAACUUUGCAGCCUAUGGAUUUGCCCCCAUUACUCUCAUUGCUCCAUUAGGUUGUAUGUCUGUUACAGGUAGUGCCAUUAUUUCUGUUAUUUUCCUGAAAGAAAAUUUGAGAGGCUCAGACUUACUAGGUAUGACAUUGGCAUUGGCAGGAACGUAUUUAUUGGUGAACUUUGCUCCAAAUAUAACUCAAGCUAUCUCAGCAAGAACCAUACAGUAUUACUUUGUUGGCUGGCAGUUCCUGAUCUACAUGAUUUUAGAAAUAUUAACUUUCUGCACUCUCCUAUAUUUCCAUAAAAGAAAAGGAAUGAAGCAUAUUGUGAUUCUGCUAACCCUGGUGGCACUUCUAGCUUCAUUGACUGUUAUUUCAGUAAAAGCAGUCUCAGGCAUGAUCACUUUUUCUGUGACGGAUAAAACGCAACUAACUUAUCCCAUCUUCUAUAUUAUGUUCAUCAUCAUGAUAGCAUCUUGUGUUUUCCAAGUCAAGUUCCUGAAUCAAGCCACGAAACUCUACAAUACGACAACGGUGAUGCCCGUUAACCAUAUUUUCUUUACAACCAGUGCCAUUAUGGCAGGUAUCAUAUUUUAUCAGGAAUUCCUUGGUGCAGCUUUUCUCACUGUAUUUAUAUAUCUUUUUGGGUGUUUUCUGUCAUUCCUUGGAGUGUUUUUGGUCACAAGAAAUCGAGAAAAGGAACAUCUGCAACAGUCUUACAUUGAUUUUGGAAAUAUUCCUGGGAAACAAAUGUUGGAUAAAAUACAACCAGAUUCAAAUGGCUUAUCCUAUGGAACUUUGCCUGAUGGAAGUGACUCAACAAAGAGCCAAAGUGGAGAGAAGAAAGAGGUCUAAAAUGCCGAGAGGGACGGCUGUUGGCCUGUUAUUCGAUACCACCUUUUUAAAAAAUUGCACAUGUUCAAUUUGUGUCAGCAGCUAUUUUAUGCUGACAUGUGCUAGCAUUAGUCUCAGUCCUUUACCCCACCUCAAUUUCUGUGGACAAUCAGAGCCUUCCCAAGCUUUGACAGCCUAAUGUUUUCAUGGAAUGUAAUUUGAAGUGCUUCCCACACCCUGGCCCUCUCCCUAGCGAUCAUCCGACCGGCUAGAUCUUAAUUAGAGCCUGGCUGCCUAGGCAGGAGUGUCACAUAAAUAUGUACGCACGUGACUUGGCCACAGCGUGCAUAGGUUGAUUUUUCCAUGUGGUGUGUAGUGUGUGUCUCUUGACUAAGGUAAACACUUUAGUCCUACAACCUCAGCCCUGAAAGAAUGGUCUGAGAACAUUCUUUUUUCCUAGGAUAUCUUUUAUGAGCCUCCCCAUCAAGAACAAGAUCUUACCUUUCUAUUUCUAAAUGAGAAUGGUGAAUCAUCUUUUCUGAAAUCUAGCCCUGUUUUACUCUUAAUCAUCCUUUGAAAAUUAAGGGUUGCUUUAAAAUUAGCAUUUAUAAGUAGCUUCCUGUGAUUGUGUAUACCACAGCUAAAAGACUUUGGCUGGUGGCGUUUUUAAACUUAAAAAAGGAAAAAUUUCAAAAUUAGGAC
Messenger RNA from Trichechus manatus latirostris (Florida manatee), 1842 nucleotides. RefSeq names its product NIPA like domain containing 2 (gene NIPAL2). The coding region runs from base 1 to 1161 and encodes 386 amino acids. Gene Ontology annotation, molecular function: magnesium ion transmembrane transporter activity. Gene Ontology annotation, cellular component: membrane. NCBI's taxonomy places the organism in Eukaryota, Metazoa, Chordata, Mammalia, Sirenia, Trichechidae. Gene Ontology annotation, biological process: magnesium ion transport. The record is from RefSeq and is a predicted model, not a curated record. The transcript has 11 exons.